This is a messenger RNA of Cotesia glomerata, 2035 nucleotides long. It is a transcript of the gene pasha, whose product is annotated as microprocessor complex subunit DGCR8-like. Bases 52 to 1908 code for a protein of 618 amino acids. Gene Ontology annotation, cellular component: microprocessor complex. Gene Ontology annotation, biological process: primary miRNA processing. The transcript has 6 exons. The record is from RefSeq and is a predicted model, not a curated record. NCBI's taxonomy places the organism in Eukaryota, Metazoa, Arthropoda, Insecta, Hymenoptera, Braconidae. Gene Ontology annotation, molecular function: heme binding; primary miRNA binding; identical protein binding.
GAAUAAUUAUCUAAUUGCACUUGGUAAAAUUAUAAAAAACUGUCAGUUAUAAUGGAACCAAAUGAAAUAGGAGAUGUUAACAUGGAGAUAACACCAAACGAAGAAGAAAAGGAAUUUGGCGAGCCAGCGUGUAAGAAGCGAAAGUUAUCCGAGUGUCCGUUUAAAAAUAAUUUACAAAAGAAGAAUAAUGAUAGACAAAAACAAGAACAAGAAAAUGAAAAAUUGUCAAGCUCGGAAAUUGAGGAAACUUUUAAUGAUGAUUUAAGACAGUUUGAUGUUCUUGAUGAUCUUGAUCAUCACUCGGAUCAAGAUGACUCGGGAAGUGAUUCUGACAGUAUUUACAGUGUUGAUUCUGAUAUUCCUGAUGAGGAAGUUCAUGCCAUGUUAGAAGAAGGUCUGUCGGAAAAAUUAAAAAAUAAGCGAAAAAAUCUAGAUGAUUGUAUGCCUUAUGAAGAAAAAGAGAAGCUAGUUUUACAAGAAAUCGGGCAUAAUCACUUUGACGCCUUGCCUGAGGGCUGGGUCCAGGUUACACAUAACAGCGGAAUGCCUCUGUACCUACACAAGCAGUCCAGAGUGUGUACCCUGGCGAAGCCUUACUUCCUGGGCCCAGGAAGUGUUCGCAAGCAUGAAGUCCCGGUUAGCGCAGUUCCUUGUUUGCAGUACAGACGCGCGCUCGAGGAGGAGAAUGAAGAAAAGAGAAAAGAAACUGAACGCGAGUCAAGCGGAAUUGGAGCCUCCAAUCUGCCCAGUGCUAGAAUUGAGACGAUUCAAGAAAAUUUGGCCAACCAUUCGCUUGACAGUGAGCGGUUGAGGAAUUACUGUCAGAAGAUUUUUAGAUUUAAAAAAAUCAAGGUCAUGAGAUUCCAAUCAUGGUCAGCACGCCGCAAAUUUACUAAGAACAAGAAGAACCGUAAGCAACUGGAGCGUCCAACCUUGCCUGGAGGAACUAAAUUGAUAACAUUCCCUAUCGGAACUGGCACCGGAUCCGGAAGCGGAAGUUCUGGAGCUGGAGAUGACAGCUCCAACCAACGACCACCCAAGCACUGGAUAAUGAACCCUUCGGGCAAGAGUUUCGUCUGUAUUUUGCACGAAUACGUCCAGCAUGCUUUAAAAAAACAACCAACUUAUAAAUUCAAGGAAUUAGAAAACGCAGCUACGCCCUACUCCGCAAUUGUCUGUAUCAAUGACAUGGAGUACGGAGUUGGGUUUGGCAGCAGCAAGAAGCAAGCCAAGGCCGAUGCAGCGCGCAAAACCUUGGAAAUUUUGAUCCCUCAAAUGCGCGACAAAAUUUUGGGAGAAAUGGCCACGGACAGCUCGACUAAUGCUGAGAGAAUUAAAGCCUCGCGGGGUGAUACUGAUGCUGACUUGUCGUUCUUUGAUGACAUUUCUAUUACUGAUCCUCGAGUGGCUGAAUUUUGUGCCAAGACUACUGAACCCUCGCCUCAUGCUAUUUUAGUUACUUGCUUACAGAGGAAUUUUGGGCUUGGUGAUGUUCAAAUUAAUUACUCGGUUAAUACGUUAAAGCAUCAGCAAAAUGAAUUUACUAUGCGAGUUGGUAAACAUGAAGCUAAAGUUGUUUGCAGAAAUAAAAAAGAAGGCAAGCAACAAGCGGCCCAGGCGAUUUUAAAACUCCUCCAUCCAAGUAUUCCCAGUUGGGGAUCUCUGCUCCGUUUGUACGGAUCGCGCAGCGUCAAGUCUUUCAAGGAGAAAAAACAACAGGAGCAAGAGAUUACUUUGCUCCAAGGAAAGGCUGCUGUUAACCAGCCAAAUCAUGCUAUUCUGAACAAACUUCGCCAUGAAAUGAAAAAAUUAUCCGAGCAACGACAAGCUGUUCAACCAAUCGGUAAAUUUAUAUCCUCAGACCUUCCGAGCGGGUCUGCUGCCAAUUUAAACAACGUUAAUUUAUAGUCUGCUGAUACUUAUACUUUUCUGUGAUAUGUUAAAAAAAUUCUGUUUAAAUCAAAUCAUGUAUCAGUCCAUUUUUUAUAAAAAUUUUAUUGCUUUUUGUAAUUAAGUAAUAAAGUGUUUUUGAGAA